AUGCGUACGCUGCACAGAGACAAACGCCACCGACGCCGUGAAAGUGCCCCGCCGACGGUGGGCCAGAACCAGGAUGUGGCUUACCUGGAAGCGUUGGCCAAGUUCAACGAGUGGAGGGCCCAGCAGCGCAACAGUGACAUCGAUGCGGCGGCGCUGCUCAACGUGGCCAAUGGUGGUAGCGAAUGCCCGCCGGUGCCCCGGCCGUCGCUAGCGUACCGCCCGAUCAAGGAGGAAGGAUCCGGCGACGAUAGUGACUGCGAGUGUGACUUCAGCUCCGACAUUGAGCUGGCGGCUGACGAGCGAAUGCCGCUGAGCCGUACCGUCAGCAACUGCACCCGUCUGGAGGUGCCCAAAUCGCCCCGCUACGCUCGCCAUCACCGUGCUUCGACCGCAGUGGCCGCACCAUCAGCAACGCCUCCGUUCGACGCGAUUGCACCAAAGAAACCGCAGCGAUCGGUCGAGUUUUACCGCAACAUUACGCGCAUCCCGGUGGACGGGCAGGACCACUGGAACAACACGCCGGUGGAAAAGAAUCACUCGUCGGUCGAUGUCCGCUUUUCGCUGCCCAUCUCCGGUGCGGCGGCCGAUCGAAGCAAGCUGAAGGGGAAGCGCCCGAAAGGGGCUUCCACCUGCUUCCCGAAGCCAAACAACACGAUCCACGAGAACGAGGUGGCCGAGUUUGAGGCGCACCUGAACGGCACCGCCAUCGGAGCGGAUUCGUUCGGACAACCGAGUCCGCCGCGCCGCUUCUACAAGGACAACUCCAGCCCGUACGACAACGUGACCCCGAAGAAGCAGAGCAAUCUGAAGCCACGUGCCGGUGGUCGCCUGUUUAAGGACAAGCCCGCUCCGCAGCCACCGAGUGUGGGGCGCGCGCAAAGCAUGAAGCAAAGUACCGGGGCGGGUGCGGACCGACCGGCCCCGUCGAGCUGCCCGCAGGCCAAACACCCAGCAGCGGCUCGGCCCUACAGUGGUUCCGAUUCGCCGCUGACCGGUUCGUACCGGAACUACGAGCUAAACUCGUCGUCGCUCUACGACGAGAACGUGAUCUCGUCCCGUGCCUACCGUGGCUCGAUGAAGGACCCAUCCGUGCCGACGCCACCGAAGCACCACCGGAAGUCGCUGUCCUAUCAGACGGUCGUGAACAAGCACGGCGAUCUGGUGGACUAUGCGCUCCCUUUCAGCGAUAAUGCCGACACGACGGGUGAAACGGCACCGCAGGAGAUCAGCCGGGCCAGGCCGGGCCAGGAGACGCUGGCCGAGAUCCGGCAGUGUGAGCAGUUGAUCAACGACAACUUCCACUUCCUGCAGAGCAGCGCCGAGCUGCCGGACGAUUCGACGAGCAUCAUCCUGGAGCCGAUCAGUGUGCUGAAGGGUCGGUCCGGGCGCAUCAUUACCGAUCUGGACCGAUCGGCGGGCGCCAGCACGCUGAAGGAGGCCGAUGAGCAGGACGCCCCGGUUCGAUCGCCGGUCCUGGCCCCCCAGCUGUGCUCGCUACGGGAGGAACCGGAGGCGGACAUAUUGUUCGAGCUGGAUUCGCUGCAAAAGUGGAGCAAAAGCAUCCAGCAGUCGGACGAGCUGCUGCAGACGCGCUACAGUGACCGGAACCUGCUCGAGUGCUUCCGGCGCCGGGCUGGCAGCAAUCUGGUGACGUGCUUCCCGAACGAGGUGCGCUACCGGGUGGGCAGCCUGCGGGCAGCGACGGCCGGUCCGCUCGAGUUUUCCUGCGGCCUGUUCCGUGGCGUGGCCGUCACGCUGCGCAAAUACUCGCUGAACGUCGAGCGAAGCCUGUACUUCGCGGAGGAAGCGUGCAAGCGCGAUUUUGAGGUGCUGUCGCAGGUCCGCCACCCGACCGUGGCCACCCUGAUGGCGGUUUCGUACGAUGCGGCCCUCAACCAGGCGACCCUGCUGCUGGAGCCGUUCGAUUUUACGCUCUUCGAUUACAUCCACCGAAUGAACAAGCGGCUGUCGCUGAUCCAUGCCAUCACGGUCGUGCAGCAGAUUGCGUCGGCCGUGUGCUACCUGCAGGAGUGCGGCUACGUCCACUCGAACAUCUCCAGCGGGGCCGUGCUGAUGCGUCGCUACCCGUACGCCGUGAAGCUGACCUCGUUCGAGCUGACGACUGAGUCGGCCACGGAGGAGGUGCGCCGAGAGAUCGAGCACCGGUACGGCAGCACUUCGUCGUCCCGCAACUCGAUGACGUCGUCGCAGAAUGAGGAGCUGAAAAAGUUUACCACCUACUCACGCUACGUCAAGAUCGACGAACAGUUUCUGCGCGACAAGUACCGGAAGCUGUCGCGCGAGAUCUGCGAAACACGCACGAGACGCGGCCGCAACGGAGGGUUGCCGGGGCUGGGCGAUACGGGCGAUGCUGCCCGAGCCGCCAGUCGCUUCCUGCCGUACUGCAAGGAGUAUCGGGAGAAGUUUUCACUCUUCUAUUACGUGGCACCGGAGUUGCUGGUGCCGAAGUCGAGCUUCGUCUAUCCGAACCGCAGCACGGACGUGUACGCGAUCGCGCUCCUCCUGUGGGAGAUCCUGAACGGAUACGUGCCGUUUGUGGUAUACAGUCGGGCGGAGCUCGAGAAGCUGCACACGUCGUCCGAUCUGCCGCUGCCCAUGUUCGAGCGGGAGCGAUGCGAACGCUUCCGGCAGAUCUUCGAGGGUGGCCUGGGCGAUAUGGGAGCGCGCAAGAUGAGCGUCGGCGACAUGGUCGAUCUGCUGGACUGUGUGCUGCUCGAGCUGGGCAUGGAGAAGAACGGCACGUACGAUUGGUUGGCGGAGGAUUACGAGGAGCGGGACCACUCGUCAGAGGUGCGGCUCAAGAACGAGCUGAACGAUGUCCGCCAACUGUCCGCCCAUGUGGUGAAGACGGCCAAGACGUACUUUCCGGUCGAUGACGGCGGCGAGCCGGCCCCCGCAAAACAGUCCCCGCAGUCGGUGGAGACGCUGCCAAAGAAGCCUGCCCGAAAGAUCAAUCGACUGCGGGAAUCGACCGGAACGGAGGUCGAUCCGCGAUCGGUCGCGGACAAGAAAUCGCCCGCCGGGUUCAACCUUUCGAACUCGGGUAUUUAUCAAUCGAUUUUCGAUUUCAACCACAAGUUCCUGUCGCCCAAAUCGGCCAAACAGGCGGUCUACGAUCGAACCAGCACGGUGAAGAAGCACAAGAAACCACCGCGGACCAACAAAAAGUCUGCGAAGGAACUGUUCGAGGAACCCGAUCCGCUGAACAAGAGCUUCACAGAGGCCACCGGUGCGCCGGCUGACGAUUGUCGUUCGUUGGAGAUCCGGGAGCUCGACCACAGCGUACGCAAGCAGCCGAGCGUACUCAAGGACACACCGCCGGCAAGCGACUCGGACGAUGUCGGCCGGACGCCACUCGCGCACGGUGCUCCUUCGAAGUCGUGUGACAGUUCGCCGGGAGCGCGGCGUCGUAGCGUGACGCCCCGGUUGCUGAACAACUCGUUCCGCUUCACGAUCGGUGACUUCACGCUCCCGGACACACCGAUCGCCCGGAAGAACCGCAUCCGCAAGCACGCCUGGCUGUCGGAUCAGAAGCUGAAGAUGACCGUAGACGAGUCGCUGCCGGUCACGCCCGAGGAGGAGUGUCGCAGCAAGUCGUUCUUCAAUGCGGGACUGGCGGGCCGCAGUAGUAGCUCCUUCCUAACGUCCACCAACCUAAACUGCUCGACCUCGCUGCAGGACAUCAAACCAAAGCGGAUCAACAUCAGUGUAAACAUUAUCAAGUCUCCCGAGCAGCGGGAGUCCCCGAACGGUGGUCUGUUUGAGAGCACCCUCUGGCGGAAGGAGAAAAUCAUUUGCGAACGAAGCCAGCUACCGGUGCCGGCUGCCAACGGCCAGCCAGAAAAGGGACCCGGUGAGGACCAAUCGGAAGAGCAACGGACGGAGGAGCCGAAAACGGAGGAACUCACGCCGGAUGACUCCUUGAGCAUCGUAACGGCGCACCUGACCUCGGUGCGGGAUGCGAUCAAAAAGAUUGAGACCACGUUCGAAAAGCACGGCUUCGAUUACAGCCCCGUGCGGAAGGUGGACUCCGUGGGCCGGACGGAACGGGGCGGUUCCCGCACAUCCGCGGGAACCUCUGCGCUGGAUGAGUCACUAGUUGUGGAAGAAAAUUUGCUCGUACCGACGAAGGUGCUGGAGCUGGAAAAGACACUCGAAGCGGAACUGGCGGCGCAGGACGAGAUGCAGGACGGAUCGCCACCACCACCACCGAUUCCAGUGUCGUCACCGCCUUCGCUACGAUCGCAAGAGGAUCAGCCGGAAAACGGUGGCUCCUUGGGUGUGGCAGAAUGUGUGGAUAACCAAACAGACCGGGAAGCCGAGGGUCCACCAGAGCCGAUCGCAGCAGAACCGCCACAGCCACCGGUAGAACCGAGAGACAGACCAACGGGUGGCAGAGUAGGGCCCACCAGCAUUCCGAUCACUUUCGCGCCCAACUCUCAGCUGUACAUGCGUCGGAAGGCACUCAACACGGCCACGACCAACAGUGUGGCCACCAUACACCACCACCAGCAAACGCUCUACCGGGAAAGUAUCAUAUCGAGCACGGAGCACAGUGUGCCGGCGCCGUCCACCGCUGAACCGUUUCCGGUCGGUGCUGCUGCGACGGGUGUUACACCCGGAAGCGCCCGCAAGAAGAAGCUCACGACCCGGGUCACGGUGAAUAUGAGAAAGAUUUCGCGCCGAGCAUCGGACAUCAGCCCGGGAUCGUCGCGUCCGAACUCGGCCAAUCUGGACGACCUGGAUCUGCCGUCGUCCGGGGCCAUCACACCGACCGGUUCGCUGAAAAGCUGCGCCGCGAACUUGCGCCACUCCUGUGGCAACGAGCUGCUGCGUGCGUUUUCGAAGCUUCGCCUGAUGCCGCCGGAAGCGGGUGAAACCGGUGUCUCGAAAUCACAUGGCCCGGCCGGCCCGACGAAUACGACAGCCGACUCUAGCCGCUCCGUGACGCCGGUCGGAGGAGUGAUCGGCCAACAACCGCCAGCCGGUCGUGCAACGGAACGCUUCGUCUGCUGCCAGUGCGGCAAUUCGAUGAUGCCGGUAGAAGGAUUCAAUGUUCCCACCGGAAGCCGUAUCGGGAUGGCGGCCGCUUUUGGUGAGAUGAGCUUCCCGCGGGAAAGCUUUGCGUCCAUGUUCGAGCCGCCGAUGACGCCGACAUCGGCCACCGCUUUGGCCAGCCGCAUCCACGCGAUGACUCCAUUUCAGAAAUCAACCGAGGAUCUCUACAUUGACGACGACUUCUGUCAGGGGCUGAAUCAGAUGGGUGCCAACAUGGAGCUGGUGGAGCCGCUGGACGAGGAGCAGUAUCUCGACACCUUUGGCUACGACAUCUACUCGACCGAAAUCUAUCACGCCGAAGAGAAGGAAGAGGAGGAGGAAGAGGAAGCCCACGGUGGCGAUCUAGAACCUCGCGAUCACCGCUUACCAGCCACACCACUGACCAGCGUCGAGCGUGCGCACGAUGAGGCAAUGUUUCUGGAAAAAUGUACGCAACUCAACUCGGAAAGCCUUAAGGCGGAAUUCGCCACGGUGUUGUCCCCGACGGACUGUGCGCCUCCACCGCUUCCGUCCUGCGCCCUGACUUCAAGCGGCAACCGCGAACAGCACACUUCAUAG
Anopheles cruzii is the source of this 5637-nucleotide messenger RNA. RefSeq lists its product as uncharacterized. The record is from RefSeq and is a predicted model, not a curated record. NCBI's taxonomy places the organism in Eukaryota, Metazoa, Arthropoda, Insecta, Diptera, Culicidae. The transcript has 5 exons. Gene Ontology annotation, cellular component: nucleus. The coding region runs from base 1 to 5637 and encodes 1878 amino acids. Gene Ontology annotation, molecular function: protein serine/threonine kinase activity; ATP binding. Gene Ontology annotation, biological process: intracellular signal transduction; positive regulation of apoptotic process; protein phosphorylation.